Malania oleifera is the source of this 1465-nucleotide messenger RNA. Its product is annotated as NAC domain-containing protein 6. Gene Ontology annotation, molecular function: DNA binding. The record is from RefSeq and is a predicted model, not a curated record. Gene Ontology annotation, biological process: regulation of DNA-templated transcription. The transcript is spliced from 3 exons. Lineage: Eukaryota; Viridiplantae; Streptophyta; Magnoliopsida; Santalales; Ximeniaceae. Bases 101 to 1036 code for a protein of 311 amino acids.
GUCUACAUGCAGAAUUGCAGAAUCGCAGAGGUAGCGGCAAAUUCCAAGAUACAGAAACUAAACCAGUAGUACUUGCUAGCUACAUAGUAGAUAUCCGACAAUGUCUCAGGAGCUGGGUCUUCCGGGUUUCCGGUUUCACCCGACCGAAGAAGAGCUUCUCAAUUUCUACCUCAAGAACGCAGUGCUUGGCAAAAAGCUGCACGGCAAUGUGAUCGGGCUCACCAACAUCUACCAGCACGAUCCAUGGUGCUUGCCCAAGUUGGCGAAGAUUGAUGGGGAGAGGGAGUGGUACUUCUUUGUGCCGAGGGACAGGAAGCAUGGCAGCGGGGGCAGGCCUAACCGGACCACUGAAAACGGGUUUUGGAAAGCAACGGGUUCGGAUCGCCAGAUAGUGAGCUUGUCGGAGCCUAAACCGGUCAUUGGCCUCCGAAAGACCCUUGUUUUCUACAAAGGCAGGGCUCCCAGAGGAUCCAAGACCGACUGGGUCAUGAAUGAGUAUCGCCUGCCCGAUACCUCCUCCUUACCUCAGGGCAUAGUGCUGUGCAAGAUAUACAGGAAGGCAACUUCCCUGAAGGUGUUGGAACAAAGGGCAGCUUUCGCGGAGGAGCUAAACCAAGUGAUGAAGGAAAUUAACAAUGGCGAAGGUUCAGAUUCUCCAUUAGUGUCUGCAAUGGAUGCCAUCUCCUGUUCCACCCACGAGGAUGAUCGCUUCGUACCACUAAUCCACUCAUCACUACACAACAAUAAGCUCCAUUUCAAGGACGAGGAAGAUCAGGUAAUGGCAACUAAAGUGAAGAAGAGGAAGAAGGUUGAAACAGGGGAAGAAGAAAAAAACGAAAAAGAAGAAGCAGAAGAAGAGUACAAAUUGCCUUCCUCUGCUUCCUCCUCUGUUCAAUUACCACUCGAAUGUGGUAAACUGCCGGAGCUCCAGCUACCCAAAUCCACCAUGGACUGGACCCAGGACCCGUUUUGGACCCAGUUGGGAAGCCCCUGGUUCCAAAACCUAACACCUUCUGCAAGCAUACUCAAUUUCUAACUAUUAUUAUAAUUCUAAUGCCAAGCCUAAAUAACUGGACUUCUAAAACAAAAUUAUAUCCCCUGUUUGGGGGGAUUCAAACCCUGGCAGCCUGGCUUCUUCUACAGUGACCAGUGGUGGCCCAUUGUGCUAGAAGUCUUUCAUCUGUAGAUAGUUUAAUUUUAAUUUUGUUCAGAUCUUUAAUUACUUCACUCUGUUUUCGUGCCCUCCCCUGCUUCUCAUCUCAAGAAAAAGUGUACUGUUUCAGUGUGGCAGAGUUUUUUUUUUUUUAUUAUUACACGUACAGGUAUCACGCGUCCGUUUUACGGUUUACAUGACUAAUGGUGAUGAGCAAAUAUGCAUAUUUGUGUUUUAUGUUCAUGAGAGCUUUCAACUGUCCUUGUCAAUGAACAUUUUCAGAAUUAAUAAAUAUAUAUCUUGGAUGUGCUA